This is a messenger RNA of Pongo pygmaeus (Bornean orangutan), 2167 nucleotides long. RefSeq names its product poly(A) binding protein cytoplasmic 3 (gene PABPC3). NCBI's taxonomy places the organism in Eukaryota, Metazoa, Chordata, Mammalia, Primates, Hominidae. Bases 131 to 2041 code for a protein of 636 amino acids. Gene Ontology annotation, molecular function: RNA binding. The record is from RefSeq and is a predicted model, not a curated record. The transcript has a single exon.
GGCUGAUUUUUGUCCCUCUGCGCUUGCCCCCGCUCCCCUCCCUCCGGCUACGGCCCCCGGCCCCGGCACUCGCUCUACUCCUGUAACGGAAAGGUCGAGUCCUGUGUCCCUGCGGGCAGCCGUGCCGAGAAUGAACCCCAGCACCCCCAGCUACCCAACGGCCUCGCUCUACGUGGGGGACCUCCACCCCGACGUGACUGAGGCGAUGCUCUACGAGAAGUUCAGUCCGGCUGGGCCCAUCCUCUCCAUCCGGGUCUGCAGGGACUUGAUCACCCGCCGCUCCUCCAACUACGCGUAUGUGAACUUCCAGCACCCGAAGGACGCGGAGCAUGCUCUGGACACCAUGAAUUUUGAUGUUAUAAAGGGCAAACCAGUACGCAUCAUGUGGUCUCAGCAUGAUCCAUCACUUCGCAAAAGUGGAGUGGGCAACAUAUUCGUUAAAAAUUUGGAUAAAUCCAUUAAUAAUAAAGCACUGUAUGAUACAGUUUCUGCUUUUGGUAACAUCCUUUCAUGUAAGGUGGUUUGUGAUGAAAAUGGUUCCAAGGGCUAUGGAUUUGUACACUUUGAGACACACGAAGCAGCUGAAAGAGCUAUUGAAAAAAUGAAUGGAAUGCUCCUAAAUGAUCGCAAAGUAUUUGUUGGACGAUUUAAGUCUCGUAAAGAACGAGAGGCUGAACUUGGAGCUAAGGCAAAAGAGUUCCCCAAUGUUUACAUCAAGAAUUUUGGAGAAGACAUGGACGAUGAGCGCCUUAAGGAUCUCUUUGGCAAGUUCGGGCCUGCCUUAAGUGUAAAAGUAAUGACUGAUGAAAGUGGAAAAUCCAAAGGAUUUGGAUUUGUAAGCUUUGAAAAGCAUGAAGAUGCGCAGAAAGCUGUAGAUGAGAUGAAUGGAAAGGAGCUCAGUGGAAAACAAAUUUACGUUGGUCGAGCUCAGAAAAAAGUGGAACGGCAGACGGAACUUAAGCGCAAAUUUGAACAGAUGAAGCAAGAUAGGAUCACCAGAUACCAGGUUGUUAAUCUUUAUGUGAAAAAUCUUGAUGAUGAUAUUGAUGAUGAACGUCUCCGGAAAGCGUUUUCUCCAUUUGGUACAAUCACUAGUGCAAAGGUUAUGAUGGAAGGUGGUCGCAGCAAAGGGUUUGGUUUCGUAUGUUUCUCUUCCCCAGAAGAAGCCACUAAAGCAGUUACAGAAAUGAACGGUAGAAUUGUGGCCACAAAGCCAUUGUAUGUAGCUUUAGCUCAGCGCAAAGAAGAGCGCCAGGCUUACCUCACUAACGAGUAUAUGCAGAGAAUGGCAAGUGUACGAGCUGUGCCCAACCCUGUAAUCAACCCCUACCAGCCAGCACCUCCUUCAGGUUACUUCAUGGCAGCUGUCCCACAGACUCAGAACCAUGCUGCAUACUAUCCUCCUAGCCAAAUUGCUCAACUAAGACCAAGUCCUUGUUGGACUGCUCAGGGUGCCAGACCUCAUCCAUUCCAAAAUAAGCCCAGUGCUAUCUGCCCAGCUGCUCCUAGAGUACCGUUUAGUCCUAUGAGACCAGCUUCUUCACAGAUUCCACGAGUCAUGUCAACGCAGCGUGUUGCUAACACAUCAACACAGACAGUGGGUCCACGUCCUGCAGCUGCUGCUGCUGCAGCUACCCCUGCUGUGCGCACGGUUCCACGGUAUAAAUAUGCUGCGGGAGUUCGCAAUCCUCAGCAACAUCUUAAUGCACAGCCGGAAGUUACAAUGCAACAGCCUGCUGUUCAUGUACAAGGUCAGGAAACUUUGACUGCUUCCAUGUUGGCAUCUGCCCCUCCUCAAAAGCAAAAGCAAAUGUUGGGUGAACGGCUCUUUCCUCUUAUUGAAGCCAUGCGCCCUACUCUUGCUGGUAAAAUCACUGGCAUGUUGUUGGAGAUUGAUAAUUCAGAACUUCUUCAUAUGCUCGAGUCUCCAGAGUCACUCGGUUCUAAGGUUGAUGAAGCUGUAGCUGUACUACAAGCCCACCAAGCUAAAGAGGCUACCCAGAAAGCAGUUAACAGUGCUACCGGUGUUCCAACUGUUUAAAAUUGAUCAGAGACCACGAAAAGAAAUUUGUGCUUCACCGAAGAAAAAUAUCUAAACAUCGAGAAACUUAAAUACUAUGGGAAAAAAAAUUGCAAAAUCUAAAAUAAAUAAAAAAUGGAAAGGAAA